Molecule: messenger RNA, 468 nt
Organism: Striga asiatica
Lineage: Eukaryota; Viridiplantae; Streptophyta; Magnoliopsida; Lamiales; Orobanchaceae
Source: the annotation of a GenBank genome assembly
AUGGACUCGCGAAUGGAAUCUAUGAUGGUGGCUCGACUAGUCGGAGGGCUGGUCAACAGCGAGAGAGGAGCUGUGAACUGUGGACGGCAUGGCUCCAGCUCACGAACCGAAGCUGCGGCGGAGGCGUGGAGGAGUUGGUUCACCGGAAAUCAUGCAUGUGAAGAGCUUCGCCGGCGGCUUGAGGAGCUGGAGCCCCUUAUCACCACAAUUAGCAGCAUCGUGAGGCCUUUAACACCAUCUCUGAAGCCACGUUCCAGCCACCUUGAGCCUGGCCAGCCGAGAAAAUCACACAUGAUCCAAAACCAUAUUGCUCCCAAGAGACUUCAAGAUCGGCUCAAGACCAACAUGGUCCAUAUUCUCGGAAUACGGAGGUAUCAUUUCUACUUCAACAACUACAGUUACAUAUUAUUGCUACGAAGAUUCUUUUUAAAGGAGGAAAAGAGACAGGAGACGAGCAAAAAUAAAUAA